This is a messenger RNA of Osmia lignaria (orchard mason bee), 1673 nucleotides long. It is a transcript of the gene slow, whose product is annotated as epidermal growth factor-like protein slowdown. The record is from RefSeq and is a predicted model, not a curated record. Gene Ontology annotation, molecular function: signaling receptor binding; calcium ion binding. Lineage: Eukaryota; Metazoa; Arthropoda; Insecta; Hymenoptera; Megachilidae. Gene Ontology annotation, biological process: anatomical structure development. Gene Ontology annotation, cellular component: extracellular region; cell surface.
CUCGGUGUGUCUCGUUCAGUAGUGCUCUCGGUUGCUUUCGAACGAUUUCGCACCGGAUGUCCAUCGAGCCCGCUCGGCGUAUUCAGUGGAGGGCCGCGGUUGAAAAAUCGUUCCGGUCAAAAUCAUUGAGAAUGUAAUCGUUCGUCGCGGCUGGUUACAGAUGUCGUCAGAGAAAAUCGUUCCAACGAUGGCUUUCGUACAGAAAAUCUUCUUCACGUGCUCGUUGCUUGUUUUGCCGAUCGAGAUCGUCUCGAUCGAACAUUCGUCCGGUUCGGAUCGCUACGACUCUUCGAGUCACAGACUAAUCUGGCCGAUCUGGUUCCACGAGAAAUUGUCUCGUAUUCGGCACGAUCGUGAUUCGAGAAGUUCUCAGCAGCAUCUCUUUCCGGAAAGAUUUACAUCGACGAUCGCGCCGCAAAGUGUCGGGUCCAGACAUCACGUGGAGCAACGGGUCCAUCAGCAACGAUCCGGAACCACGAAACCGGAGAAACUCAGCACGGUUGCAGUGGCCGAAUACGGUGGCACCAGAGCGAUCGCUUAUGCCGGUUAUCAUAACAGUCAUCGUCAUCAGCCGAGGGAAACUAUUACGCAGAGCUACCCGCAUCUCACUACGACUCCGUCUACCUACACCAGGCAUCAUCCUGGAAGACGCGUUUGCAAUAGAUCGGUUCCAAGCUCUACGGUUCAUCAUCAUCAAAACGGACAAAUUAGGUAUCUUAAUAUUUUUAAUAUUAAGGCUGACACUUCCGUUUUCUUGUGCUGCCCAGGAUGGACCCAGGCGACCCAUUUGAGCUUCGGAUGUAACAAACCUACCUGCCCAGCACCAUGCUUAAACGGAGGAAUAUGCACCUCCCCCGGCAGGUGCACGUGUCCCAAAGGAUUUACAGGCAACCAGUGCCAGACAGACGUCGACGAGUGCGUGACAGAGAAGCCCUGCGAUCAGCUCUGCAGAAACCUACCCGGAACCUACGAGUGUCACUGCAGACCCGGUUUUCAAUUGCAGAAAGACGGCCAGUCCUGUCGAAAAAAUGAUACUGAAGACACUGCUUUUGAGGCUCGAGAUUUAGAGGUUGAUUUCCAUGAAGCAACAACGACCAAGCGUCCAUCUAUUUCCUCCCACGAUACGGAAAACGAGGUGGCCGACGAUGACCUCGAUCAGGACUACGAGAUUAUCCUGAAAAGGCUGACCAAGCUCGAAAAGCAAUUUGCAAAAGGAAGAAAAAGAGACACAGAUACGACAGAAAUGAGCGUCAAAGUUGCUUCCGUCGUUGACAGUAUAAACGAAAUGAAAAGAGCUGUGGAAAAUAUGCACCACAUGCAACAGGAAAUAUACGAGAUGCGAAAUAAGCUGAGGGAGUACGAAUUGGAGACAAGGAAAAUGCAACAUUUGACGAAUCGAGUGAUGGAAUUGGAAAAUCGUUUGAGACUACGUUGUAGAGCAACGAUGCCGAUAAACGGUGGCGCAUUAAACUUUUAAUGUCACUACAAUAAAAGGAAAUAUCAAAAUCCAUAGGGCAUUGCCCAUAAAUGUAAUAUUUAUGUACGAAUACUUUUUAUAAAGGAUAUACUACCACUGCCAUCUUCAUAGCUUUUAUGUGUUAGACUUUUAGUAGAAUUGUAACUUAAAUAACCUUUGUGAUCAUUUAUAUUCAGCUUUGUAUUAAAAAACAAAA